AACUGAAGUGUGACGCCUCUGAACAAAUUUCGUUACAAUAUCCCAAUUGGCAUUUUGACAGCUAGUAGUUUGCCAGUCCUUCAAAGCAAUGAAAGAGCUCUUUGAGGCAAUACAUGAUUGACAAGAGACAUGUAUCAAGACAAACAAAGAUAUUACAUCUGUAACGACUUGUGAUCCAAAUCACCCCAUUAGUAUCCGUGCUGAGAUGUUCCCAUAUGGAAACAGACUUUCUUUGUAGAUGCGGUCAUCACGAUCAAUUUUUCUGAAGAAAGAAUAAUGUCUGCAGGUGACUUGGCACAUGCCGUAUUGAACCGACUUUUCCAGUCUGGAUUGGGCAAAAAAUACAGAUCAAACAUAUGGACCAUCCCUUCCCUAUCAGAGCAAUCUCAUAAUCUUGAUAUUCUUGAGGUUAUAAUCUCAGAAAUUCUUUGUGCCUGUCAGGUAAUUCUUAUUUUCGAUGGUCUCGAUAUGCUGUCCUCACCAUUUCGUACGCCUUUUGCGGGUAACUCAGCACACGCAGACCCGGUAGCAUUGGAAAUCUAUGCAACGAUAAGAUCGAUAGCUAUCCCUCAUACCAGGCCAGAAGCUACAACACGAGGGUGGUUAAUUUUGACUGCUCGGCGCCCUGAUCUCGAAUGGUUGGGGAAUAAAAUAGGUCUCAAGAAACCAGAGAUCCAGCGUUUUGAACUUCAAGGGUUAGAUCUGUCUGACAGCGUAGAAUUUUCUCAAAAGAUUCUCUGCGACGCUGGUGAAGAUACCUCAAAGUGGGGCUUUGAGGACAUCGACUGGCUAGAAGCGGUAAUUGACAUUUUACAAGGUCUCCCUUCAGCCCUAUUGGAGAUUCUUCCCGUUCAACGAGCACUUUCAAUACCAUGGCGGGAGUUUUACCACCGACUGCAUAGUGAUAUAUUUAAUUCAUUAUCAGAACUGAAGGGUUUAGGCCCAUAUUCCCUUCUCGAGGAACUUUGCUACCUCUCUUCGGCACUUCCCCGGGAUUGCUUUGUCUUACUAUUAAUUUUCAGCUGUUACUGGAACGAAACACCCCCGCUAUAUGUGCUCCAGACGCUUUUCAUGGCCACUUCGGGAAAUGAUUUUGAUCCUAAUAAACAAGAAGAGGUCGAGCUACAGUCAUUUACUGAAUGGGCAGCACUGACAUUAUCAUAUGCUAUUGAUAGAGGAUAUAUACGCACAGAUCAACGGUCGGAGAUUGCCUGGGUGCAUCCGUUAUUCACUAUUUAUGCCCGUGCUUUUGUGCUCGAGUUCAGCCCAUAUACAAAACAACCCCAUAUGCAUAAACUCAUAUUGGAAUCCAUUCAGUUGAUUCCAUUCCACUGGAAAAUGGAAAGAACAUUACCUUCAAGCAAAGAUGGGCUAGACAUCGAAACUACCAAUUGCGGUGGCGACGCAAAUGUGCUUACUUGUAUCAAGCUGUUUCUUCAAAUCCCGUCCAAGAUAUCUGCAAACGAGUGGCCAAUACAUCUGGUCAGCACCUACCUCGCAGAUCACCCACUAUCGAUCCACAUUACAGAAAGUCUUCUCGAACUCCUAUGCAUAUUUAUUGAGCAUUCACAAGGGUCAAUUGAUAUCAUCACAUUCUGUAUCAAGUCUAUAGGCUAUAUUUUCUGCAGCUCGAAAUUACAGCUCUGGUGCUAUGAGCGCCGCGCAAAACUACUGAAUUUAAGCAACAGGAUGAUGCAAUUAUUAGACAAAUAUCACGGGGAAGACUCAAGCCCCGUGGCUCCAAUUUUAAAGGCUUUUUUACUCGGAGAUAUCAUGUUUAAUUUCUCUGAUCACCAGAGGAGCUUUAACAAGCGGAAACUUGCUCAAGAUGCUUUUCCGAUAGUCAGUGCGUUGCGGUACAAGGCUCUUCAACAGCUCAACCGUGGCACUGAAAAGCUGGAAAAUGAAAAGUAUGACAAUCGUCACUACAUGAAGAGUGUCAAGUUUCCAGUGGACUUGCCAGAAGACAAGAACUCACUAAUCCCACGGCUUGAUAUUGAUGUGAAGCUAGUGAAUAGGUUUUUUGAUGACAUAAUUGAGAAUUUGAAUAGUCAAGCAUCCGAAUAUAGUACGGAAAAGCAUGAAGAAACCCCAGAACGGAACCUCGAUGUCUAUUAUGAGAACCGCAGCAAGCUGAAGGAAUUUUUUCGGAAAUAUACAGAGGGGCCUGCGAGACGAGUCGAGCUGGAAAAUUCGAUCCGCUGUUGUCCCUUUGAAGUGAAGUUUGAAGUACCCAGUAAAAAUGAGGGCUUCUCUUCGAUACUCAAGGAGCUUGAAGACGCCACGGAUACAGGCGAUGUCUCGCAAGCCUUUAAACACCAUCAAAAUAUGCUCGAAGAAGCAAUGGACGAUUUCUCAUAUGAUAAGGCUGAUGAGCACAUUGAAUCCCUGCGUGAUAUAUGUAAAGGAUCUGUCACACUUGAAAUAUUCGGCCCAUUAUUGGAUCAGAUGAAGAAGGGGAUCGAUGAGGACAGACUUUACAUGAUGUUAGUAAGCAGCCUAUUCCCGUCUGAAGGAGGUGGAGGCAGGAGAGACGCAAUACAAGUGAGUAAAGAAUUGUUAACAUUGAUGGCUGAUGUUGCACCCAAACAUGCAUCUCUCAUCAACACUUCUUGGUUUAAUCAAAUUGCAUUCAAGAGAGGGAACGGUAUUUAUCUGUCACACAUGCCUAGGGGAAAGAUGCAAAGGCUCAUCAGAAUGCAUGCAAAGUGUUCCAAGGACGAACACUCUGUGACGCAAAGCAUCGCCAAUAAUGAGGCUCUUGUCGAAGCAUUGGUGGCAUCAAGGGAUGCCUUUACAGAAAACAAAUACACCAGCGUUCUUGCGAACUUGGACCGUGUAGAGGAGAUCUUUGAGAAGGACGAGUUGAUACGUGAAGUCUUUGCGGAACUCGAUUUUUUAGAGAAGGUUCGAUGUUAUUGCAAAUUUGAGCUUAAAAUUGACGCUAUUCGGAGUGCUCUAUUUAACGAAGAGUUUAAUCUUGCUCGGUCUUAUGUCAACGAUAUCUUAAGCCUUAUCCCUGACGGGAUACCUGAUGAGGGAAAUCUAGAAGCUCUCAAGGAGCUACGUACAGUAAUUGUUGAACAAGCCUCGCUCUAUGUUGGCAUAGAGGAGGCCAAAAGUUGCAAUGAUUUCCAGAAAGUGAAAACGUUGUGUGGCGAGUAUGUGAAAAAUUGGAAAAGCAUGAAAAAGUUCGGCCCCGUUAAGGAAGUGGAUGUUUUUCUCACAGCAACUCUGGAGUGGAUGAUCCAAAAGGCGAUAGCCACAGAGCAGUGGGAAGAUGGUCUUAAUCUCUGCGAUGAGAAUUUGCGAUCUGGUACUUCGCUGAUCAGCGAAAUCUAUUUGCACCAGGACAAAUUAGUCGCUAUAAGAGAACUCUGUGAAGGCGCACUCAUUAACGAGAGGCUUGACGCAGCAGAAGCCAAGUCCGACGUGUCAGCAUGUCUUGAAUCACUUAACCACUUGGAAAGGCUUUGGAACCACCAAAGACAGACGUCGGGCCAAAUUCGAUUCUCCUUUAUAACUCUCAGUGAGAAACUACUGAGAUUUCUUAAAUCCUCAUAUGAAGAAAGAUGUAUCCCCUGUGCCAGAUGGGCACGACACAGAGAUGAUCAACCUUGUAUACUUGACCGGCAGAAUCAAGACAAGGAGGGCGAAAGAAGUUUACAACAUGAUAGAAAAAUAUUCCGCGUUGUAUUUGGAUGUGCACACCACUGCCAAGGGGGGUAUUGCUUUCUGGAUUAAUUUGUGAAGCAGGUCACUGGAAAUACUCUCAUCAUACUACCUUCA
This is a messenger RNA of Talaromyces proteolyticus, 3789 nucleotides long. RefSeq lists its product as uncharacterized. The transcript has a single exon. The record is from RefSeq and is a predicted model, not a curated record. Bases 277 to 3744 code for a protein of 1155 amino acids. NCBI's taxonomy places the organism in Eukaryota, Fungi, Ascomycota, Eurotiomycetes, Eurotiales, Trichocomaceae.